This is a messenger RNA of Pseudophryne corroboree (corroboree frog), 2279 nucleotides long. Its product is annotated as E3 ubiquitin-protein ligase Midline-1-like. Gene Ontology annotation, molecular function: zinc ion binding; protein binding. Bases 175 to 1785 code for a protein of 536 amino acids. The record is from RefSeq and is a predicted model, not a curated record. The transcript is spliced from 2 exons. NCBI's taxonomy places the organism in Eukaryota, Metazoa, Chordata, Amphibia, Anura, Myobatrachidae.
CAGGACAUUUUCUUGUAGACCAGUCCGGCAGCUGCUGCAGCAAUAGGUUCCCUGGCCGUGUAGUGACGUCAGGAAGGGCGGCCAUUUUCCCCUGGUCUGAGCUCCGCCUUCCUUCUAUCAUUCCCACAGGGCUGCAGGAGCAGAGAGCAGCCAUUACUGUGUCUGGGAGCUGCGAUGGCGUCUGCUGAUCUGAGACAGGAGCUGGUCUGUUUCAUCUGUCUGAGCAUGUAUACAGAUCCUGUAACCCUGAGAUGUGGCCACAACUUCUGCCGGGUCUGUAUUGAUCGUGUGCUGGAGACACAGGAGGGGGCUGGAGCUUAUUCCUGUCCUGAAUGCAGAGCAGAGUCUCGGGAGCGUCCUGCACUGUGGAGGAACACAACGCUGUGCAACAUAGUGGGGAGAUUCACAUCUACUCAGCCAGAUCAGGAGACUGGGAUCUCCUGCACUUACUGUAUUCACGCUCCUGUACCUGCUGCUAAAUCCUGCCUCCAUUGUGAGGCUCACCUCUGUGAUAAUCACCUGAUAGCACACAGCAAGUCCCUACAACACAUUUUAUCAGAUCCCACCACUUCCCUGGGUAACGGGAAAUGCUCCAUCCAUAGAAGGAUCUUAGAGUAUUACUGCACUGAGGAUGAUGCCUGUAUCUGUGUGUACUGCUCAGCCGGAGAACACAGGGGACACCAGGUAAAGUCUCUGGAUGAGGCCUCUGAGAAGAAGAAAGAGAAUCUGAGAGAUGUUCUACAGAAACUGUCCACAAGGAGAGCGGAGACUGAGAAAAGAGUCCAGAGUUUGCAGGAGCGCAGGAGAGAAGAACAAGGAAAAGCAGCGGGAGUAACAGAGACAGUCAUUGUCCUAAUUAGAGACAUCAAGAGACAGCUGAAAGACCUGGAGAAGAGAGUCCUUGGUGAGAUCUCCAGGCAGGAAGAGCGCGGUUCACUCUCAGUCUCUGAUCUGAUCCAGCAGCUGGAAAUAAAGGAGGAGGAGCUGUCCAGGAAGAUGCGUCACAUUGAGGAGCUGUGUAACAUGUCUGAUCCAAUGACUGUCUUACAGGAACCAGACACAGGGGACUUGUGUACUAUUGAGAACAGAAAGAGACGUCAUACACAGGUCCAUGCCACAGGAGAUCUGGAUGUGGGUCCCAUCUCAGGGACAUUACACACAUUAUCUGAUAUAAUAGCAGGUAUAAAUACAGGGAUCUAUGAGCAGGGAUCUGCAGUCAUAUUACUGGAUGUACAGGAAGCUACAGACCUAUUACUGGAUGUAACCACAGCUGGUUAUCAUUUACAGAUAUCAGAUGACAGGAAAACUCUUUCCUGGUCAGAUAUAAACCAGAAUCAUCCAGAAACACCAAAGAGAUUUGAGUGUAAUCAGGUACUAAGCACCAGGGGAUUCUCCUCAGGGCGACAUUAUUGGGAGGUGGAUGUCAGUAAAUCACAGCGGUGGAAGGUGGGGAUGUGUUAUUCCAGUAUAGACAGGACGGGAUGCCAGUCAUACACUGGAUUUAAUAAGAAGUCCUGGUGUCUGUGUAGAUGGUAUAAUAAUCAGUACACCGUCUUACAUGACAGUGCAGGGAUCCGAUUAGCUGAUAAUAUCCACUGUGAUCGAGUAAGGAUCUAUCUGGAUUAUGAGGCGGGACAACUGUCCUUUUAUUCUCUGUGUGACCGAGUCAGACGCUUACACACAGUCACUACCGCUCUCACUGAGCCCCUCCAUGCUGCAUUAUGUGCAUGGGACGGGUGUCUUACUAUAACGGGGGGAGUCGGGAGCUGGAAGAGAUCACCAUAAGUAAUCUGCCCAGCGACUGGUGACAUCACAGGAAGGGAAAUCUAGUUUAUUUCAUAUAGAAAUUCUGAUAUGAAGCUGUUAAACCGUUUUCUUAUAAUUCCUGAUAUUACACUAGUGUUCAUUCUAGCACCCUGCACCUGUCACAGCCCGUGCAGUUAUUCUUUCCUGAUUGGGGUGUUGCUCUCUUCUCUGGUGCUUUUAGCACACACUCAGUGUUGAAAUACAGACCAGAGUGUGCUAAAAGCACCAGAGCAGAGAGUGACACCCCAGUCAGGGAAGAAGGACUGCGCGGGUUGUGACAGGUACAGGGGGCUAGAAUGAACACUAUUAUACUGCAUUGUUAUUGAGUUGUCAUUAUGUUUGUUAUUGCACUGUUAUGGGGUACAUUAUUACCUCUGAAUAUGCUUUGUUAUUAUACUUUUACCGAUUGCAUUAUCACAUAUGUACGUAUAUGCUUUCAAUUCAUGUAAGCAAUAAAACACCCAGUUCUGUAA